Molecule: messenger RNA, 4622 nt
Organism: Pogoniulus pusillus (Red-fronted tinkerbird)
Lineage: Eukaryota; Metazoa; Chordata; Aves; Piciformes; Lybiidae
Gene: HID1
Product: HID1 domain containing
Exons: 19
Coding region: 148-2538 (796 amino acids)
Cellular component (GO): Golgi trans cisterna; Golgi medial cisterna; membrane
Source: RefSeq, a predicted model, not a curated record
GUGAGAUAGCGAGAGCCGCCGGCACGGGGAAAGGGGAUGGCGGCAGCGGCGGUUCGAGGAGGGGGGGCGGGAUCGGCGGCGUGAGGGGACGGCACUGCCCGGCACUGCCCGCCGCGGCUGGCAGGCCCCGCCGGCCCGGGCUGCACCAUGGGCAGCGCUGACUCCAAGCUCAACUUCAGGAAAGCGGUGAUCCAGCUCACCACCAAGACCCAGCCUGUGGAGGCAACAGAUGAUGCCUUUUGGGACCAGUUCUGGGCAGACACAGCCACCUCAGUGCAGGAUGUCUUUGCCCUGGUACCAGCUGCAGAGAUCCGAGCAGUGAGAGAAGAAUCGCCUUCAAACUUGGCCACUCUGUGCUAUAAGGCUGUGGAGAAGCUGGUGCAGGGAGCAGAGAGUGGCUGCCACACGGAGAAGGAGAGGCAAAUCGUCUUGAACUGCUGCCGGCUUCUCACCCGUAUCCUGCCUUACAUCUUUGAGGACCCAGACUGGAGAGGUUUCUUCUGGUCAACUGUCCCUGGGGCUGGCCGAGGAGGGGGAGAUGAAGAUGAUGAAAAUGCCAGGCCUCUGGCUGAGUCACUGCUCCUUGCUGUCGCAGAUCUGCUCUUCUGUCCUGACUUCACUGUGCAGAGCCACCGGAGGAGCACGGUGGACACAGCAGAAGAUAUCCACUCCAUUGACAGCUGUGAGUACAUUUGGGAGGCAGGAGUGGGCUUUGCCCAUUCUCCACAGCCUAACUACAUCCAUGACUUGAAUAGGACAGAGCUGCUUAAGCUGCUGCUGACCUGUUUCUCUGAGGCCAUGUAUCUGCCUCCAUCCUCAGACAGCAGCAACACCAACCCCUGGGUGCAGUUUUUCUGCUCUACAGAGAACAGACAUGCUCUGCCACUCUUCACCUCCCUCCUGAAUGUUGUCUGUGCCUAUGACCCAGUGGGCUAUGGCAUCCCUUACAAUCACCUGCUCUUCUCUGACUACCGUGAACCACUGGUGGAGGAAGCAGCCCAGGUGCUGAUUGUCACUUUGGACUAUGACAGCUCCACCAGCUCAAGUCCCACUGUGGAUGGCACGACCACUGGAACAGCCAUGGAUGAUGUGGAUCCUCCUGGACCAGACAAUCUGUUUGUGAAUUACCUCUCAAGAAUACACCGAGAGGAGGAUUUCCAGUUCAUCCUCAAAGGAGUGGCCCGCUUGUUAUCAAACCCACUGGUCCAGACCUACCUGCCAAACUCUGCCAAGAAGAUCCAAUUCCAUCAAGAACUCCUUGUCCUCUUCUGGAAACUCUGUGACUUUAACAAGAAAUUCCUCUUCUUUGUGCUGAAGAGCAGUGAUGUUCUGGACAUCCUUGUCCCCAUCUUGUAUUUUCUCAAUGAUGCCAGAGCGGACCAGUCACGAGUGGGCUUGAUGCACAUUGGGGUCUUUAUUCUCCUGCUUCUCAGUGGGGAGCGCAACUUUGGGGUCCGACUGAACAAGCCCUAUUCUGUACGAGUGCCUAUGGACAUCCCUGUCUUCACAGGGACACAUGCAGACCUGCUCAUCGUAGUCUUUCACAAGAUCAUAACCAGCGGGCACCAGCGGCUGCAGCCUCUCUUUGACUGCCUGCUGACCAUCGUUGUGAACGUGUCUCCUUACCUGAAGUCUCUCUCCAUGGUGGCUGCUAACAAGUUGCUACAUCUCCUGGAGGCUUUUUCCACCACCUGGUUCCUGUUCUCUGCUGUCCAGAACCACCAUCUUGUUUUCUUCUUGUUGGAAGUUUUCAACAACAUCAUUCAGUACCAGUUUGAUGGGAACUCCAAUCUGGUCUACGCCGUGAUCCGCAAGCGGAAUGUCUUUCACCAGCUGGCCAACUUGCCCACGGACUCCCAGGCCAUCCAGAAGGGGCUGCAGCGCAAGAAGAAGACUCCUGAGCCCAUUUCUCGCACCAACUCCCAGGAUGGGGUCUCCAUGGAAGGGUCACGUCCUGCUGCCCCUGCUGAACCAGGGACUCUGAAAACAAGUCUGGUGGCUACUCCAGGAAUUGACAAGCUCACAGAGAAGUCACAGGUGUCAGAGGAUGGGACCAUGCGUUCUCUGGAGCCUGAGUCUUCAGAGCCUUCUCCAGAGGGGAACCCACCCUCAGCUGGGAGUGAUGGGGAGCCUUGGAGUGGGGAGGGAUCACAGCCCCGACGGGAUCGAAGGCGUCUCUCCAGCACAUCCUCCGUUGGGCAGUGGACCCCAACUCCUGACUGGGUGAUGUCUUGGAAGUCAAAGCUUCCCCUGCAGACAAUCAUGAGGCUCUUACAGGUGCUGGUCCCACAGGUAGAGAAGAUCUGCAUUGACAAAGGUCUCACUGAUGAAUCAGAGAUCCUCAAGUUCUUGCAGCAUGGCACACUGGUGGGGCUGCUCCCCGUGCCUCACCCCAUCCUCAUCCGCAAGUACCAGGCUAACUCGGGCACUGCCAUGUGGUUCCGGACCUACAUGUGGGGAGUUAUUUAUUUGAGAAAUGUGGAUCCCCCUAUCUGGUAUGACACAGAUGUGAAGCUAUUUGAAAUUCAACGGGUCUAAGAGAGCACUUACCUCCACUGAGAGAAAUACACUGGAUCUAAGGACUGCUGUGUGCUGCUUCAUCACAGCUAUUCCUGCAUUUCACAUCCAGCUGAGAGACCAAAAGGACAAUCACUUCAUUUACCUCCCUGCCAUUUAAAGCUUUAAUUGGGACCUGCUUGGACAUCCCUCUCCCUAGCUCACUUCUAUUCCCUCACCCUUCACCUUGAACCUUGAGUGAAAGAUGUCUAAGGGGUUGUCCAUCGUUGUGGUUGCACUAGAAAUCAGACUCUUCUUAGCUCUUCUGUAACCCUUUUGCUCCUGGAUGUGGUUUGGAAACCAACCUGACCCUAUGCUUGCCCUGGUCAGAGUCAGCAUGUAACUGGAAGAGAAGAGCUGUACAAGGUGCAAGGGAGAAGCUGCUAUUCCUGCAGGAGCUGGGCUUUGGAAACUGCACUUACUCUCAUGUGGCUCUAUGAAGUUUCCAGGGCAUCCCUUCUGGCUGCAGGUAUCUCCCUGGUGUCUCAGUUGCAUAGUGGUAGGGUGGUAGGGAAACCUUUCCCAUCCAAAUGAAAGGAGAAGUUGCUGAAGGGAAACUUUGUGUCUCACUUCUGUCUGAGUCUCUCUACUCCUUUCCUGAAAAGCUGCUUAAGAAGUUUUGUUGUAGCCAGUGCUUUGGUAUGUGGCAAGAGAAGUUUUCCUCAGCUGCCAGGCCCAGCAGCCUGCCCUUCCUGUUGGGCUGGUGCAGUGGAGUGUUUGUCACUUUAGAAAGCCCUGCUUAAAUCAUGUUGGGCACACAGGGAGGAAGGGACUGGCUCAGCAAGAGCAAGGAGAAGAGACAUGACUGUUAAACUCCUUUAGUCUUCUCCUUGGCUGAAAGGACAGUGUCACUUGAGUCUGAAAGGAGCCAUAUCCUUCUGUCUUUGGCAGGCUGAUGUAAUGCAAGGAGCAGAAGGGUCCUUUGCACACUACUGUCUAAGGCAGGGGAUUGAGGGAGGUGCUCAGGGAAGUUGCAGGAGGAAUCUGGGAGUUGUAGGAGGAAAAGCAUCUCCAUGUCAGUGGGGAGUGGAGAGUGCUGAGGCAAAGUGCAGUUCUUCAGGGCAUUUUGCUAGUGACCAAGUUAUCAGAUCUUGAAUGUAUUUGGUUCCAAGCAUGUGAAGUUUGCAAAGCCAGAAUAACUGGUGGAAAACUUGCUGCUGCUGGCUUGGCUCAGCAGCAUGAGGCUGCGUGAUGGUAGGUGGAGGCAUCCUGGGGGUUGAAUCCAAUUUGGUGUCCUGCUGGGAGGUGCUGUUGCCAUAAACCUCUGUGGUCUUUAGACAAUGAAAUAUGAGGAAGGGUCCUGUCAGGAACUGAAACCUUUCCCUCUCCACCAAAACUUAGCCCUUUGGGAUCUUGGGAGGAUCACUGUUUGCCACAGCUUGGAACUAGUGAGAUCAGAAAACAGAUGAAGGGAGGGGACAGGUAUGGCACACAUUCAUGCAUCUUGUAACCCUUGGCUAAGUUUGAAGCUUGGGUGAUGGCAGCAUGACCAUUCUGUCCUAGAGCCUCUAGGGUACUGCUGGCUCCUGCUGGCUGGUAGUCAGGUGGUUUUCUCCUCUGGACAUUGAAACUGGACCAAAGUCCCAGGCCAGUAGAAAACUGACAUAAAGCCUGCCUGGAUUUCUGAAGGAUAAGAAAUAUGUGAAUUAGAGAGAAGUUAUUCCCCCACCCAUCUCCAACCCACUUUGCCUUUUAGCACUGCUCCUGUCCUGACCUCAUCUCCAUUCUGAUGUGAACAGGGUGAGGUCUCUGUUUCACUUGGAACCUCUUUCAUGUACAAGAAUGUGAUUUGGUGGGGCCAGCCUCUGGUUGCCUGGCACGUGCACGUCAUGGCUGGAGUGGGGCAUCCUCUGUCCCAUGUGCUUGCCUCUUCCCUCCCAUGGAUCUGCUGGUUCUCAUGAUCUCUUCCAUCCUCUCUUUUCUGCUUUGUUUCUUUGUGAGUUUCUCUGGAAAUAUUUUUGUUUGUUUCUUGGUGUUUGGAGUCUGAUCCUUGUUCUGUGGAAAUCAACUUGCACUGUAAACUAUUUGCUUACUUACAGAGAGAAAGAUAAAGAUUAUCUGAAACA